Sphenostylis stenocarpa is the source of this 423-nucleotide messenger RNA. NCBI's taxonomy places the organism in Eukaryota, Viridiplantae, Streptophyta, Magnoliopsida, Fabales, Fabaceae. The record is from the annotation of a GenBank genome assembly.
AUGCCAAAUACAACAUUAUUUACUCUUUCUCUCCUCUUCUUCUCUCUUUCACUGCACCUCGCUCUCUCCGCCGCACCGUCUCCGUCUCCGUCACCGUCACCGUCCGUCCACGCUCCCAACCCUGCCCCGGCCAGAUCACCUCUAGGUUCAUCGCCGCCUUCGCCGAGUCCAGACUCCUCUCCGGCGCAUUCUCCGGGAAAUUCUCCGGCGCCAUCUCCGAUGGAAAUUAGCCACGCCGACGAGAAUGACAGAAUAGAAAAUUCUUCAAGAGGAGGAUUGAGCGGGAGCAAGAAGGCAGGAUUAGCAAUCGGAGUUAUCGUGGCAGCGAGCGUAAUAAUUUUGGCGGGAAUGGUGUACAAGAAGCGGAAGCAGAAUAUACGGCGCUCUCAGUACGCAUACGCCGUUCGGAGAGAAUUUCUCUGA